This is a messenger RNA of Lytechinus pictus (painted urchin), 3715 nucleotides long. Its product is annotated as sushi, von Willebrand factor type A, EGF and pentraxin domain-containing protein 1-like. The coding region runs from base 116 to 3715 and encodes 1199 amino acids. The record is from RefSeq and is a predicted model, not a curated record. NCBI's taxonomy places the organism in Eukaryota, Metazoa, Echinodermata, Echinoidea, Temnopleuroida, Toxopneustidae. The transcript has 22 exons.
GGAUCAAAAUGACGGUUGAAGGCAAAAACAAAACGUUGAAUAAAAAUGUGCAAUCGUGUCGUUCUCUUUUCCCGCUCGUAGUUUAUUAAUCUACGUGCCGAUUGAUAAAGGAAUCAUGGCAAAGCUUUGGAUUUUGAUAUUAGGCAUAUUACUAUUUCUGUUACAUUUUGAUAAUGCAGAUGCUUGGCCCAGGAGGAGGCGGCGAAGAAGAACACCGCCCCCUGUCGACACAGCAGCGCCAAGAUUCAUUAACUGCCCUGGUGAGAAAUUAAUCAAAUCUUCGACAACACCAACCAUCGAAGUGACGUGGACGGAACCCACCGCUUACGACGAUUUCCAAGCUGGAUAUGUGCCAGUUGAACGCUUUGGAAAAGGUCCUGGAUCUGAAUUUGGAGAAGGAGAUCAUUACACUACUUAUAACGCACGUGACAAUGCAGGAAACCAAGCCAACUGCCAGGUACAAAUCAAUGUAAACGUACUGAGGUGUCCUACGCUCUCCCAUCCGGCGAAUGGAUUCAUCAUUUGUUCUAACGGGGUUUCGGUUGGCUCUGAAUGCACCUACUACUGCAGUACUGGCUAUGCCCUGAACUUUGAAGCCACGAGGGAAUGCAAUGAAUAUGAAGAGUGGACCUUUGAAGAACCAGCGUGUAACCAAAUAUCCUGCCCGUCUGAUGUAAUUGUAGCUCCAACCAACGGCGAGGUAACCUGUUCAGAUGGUUCCAAGCAUCAGAGUAUCUGCACCUUCACCUGUCAAGAUGGUUUCGCUAUACCACCCAAUGAAAGCCGGGAGCGUAUCUGCACUGCCAAUGGGUGGACAGGGACUCAGCCGCCCUGCCAAGACUCGUCUGCUCCUGAUUUCGACACAUGUCCAUCGUCACAGAUCGUUUAUGCAGAUGAUCUGGAGACUACAGCGGUCGUUACUUGGGAUGUUCCAACUGCUUCUGACAAUUCCGGCGAAGAAGUGGUUGUCGUUCAAACACAGGGAUUGCCAUCUGGCUCAAGAUUUAAUCAGAACUACCACGUGAUCGAGUACACCGCUACUGACAGUUCGGAUAUGUUCUCGACUUGCACUUUCACCAUAACUGUUCAAGUAAUAAUGUGCAGAAGCGUCCCCAUUUACCCGGGUCUCCUCGUCAGCUGCCCCAAUGGAAACAUUCGAGGGUCUGAGUGUUCGUUCGCCUGCACCACUGGGUAUCGACUAGACGGGGCAGAUUCUAUAACUUGCCAGAAGGUCGACAACGCGGGAGAAUGGACGGAUAGUGCGCCAAUUUGUGUGGUUUUGGAAUGCCCGGAUGUGGAUGCGCCCGAAAAUGGCGAUUAUGCAGGGGGAGAGCCUUGCCAGCGAAGUUAUGGAUCAUCGUGCUACUUCAUAUGCAAUGCAGGUUACUACAUUGAUAACAAUGUCUUGAGGUGCAACGCUCAACCCGGAAGUAAAGAUGCAUGGUGGGAGGGUACACAACCUACAUGUACAGUUGAAACGUGUGAUGUUCCUUCUUUGGACGACGGGAUGCAAUAUGACAUGAAUACAACUUGCGCAGAUCAGGGCGAGGUUGAGGCAGGGGAGGAGUGUGGAUUUGAAUGUGACGUUGGCUACAAUCUGUAUGGAACAGAUGUAUUAACCUGUGGAUUGAGCGGAGAGUGGCAACAACAAUCUCCAGUAUGCGAAGUUGUGACAUGCAUUAGUAGCGAUAUACCCAGUCCUUCACACGGCAUAAAGAGUGGAUGUCCAAAUGAGAACGAGAAUUAUGGAGCUGUCUGCCGGUUUUCAUGUGACGUUGGCUAUCUCCCGUCUGAGUCCAUUUAUCGAACUUGCCUCGAUGAUGGAGAUGGUAAUGGUGUGUGGAGUGGUGGUCCUGUCUCCUGUACAGUUGUUCAGUGUGAUCCCCUCGAUGUACCGGCGAAUGGGUACGUUGAAUCCUGUCGGCUAGACGGAGACGAGACCAGCGCGUCCAACAAGCAGGAUUAUGGAACCAUGUGCAACGUUUUGUGUAACUUGGGUUACACAGCUCAGGGUGCUAUAUCUAGACGUUGUCAAGCUGAUGGGGAAUGGGACGGAAUUGCCCAAAGCUGCAUAGAUGUAACGCCACCAUAUCUAGAGUGUCCGGCUGACCGGGUGAUAUUUGCACAGGAGGGUCAAGCAAAAGCUGAGCUUCACUGGGAAGACUGGGAACCUGUAAAGGCGACUGAUGGCAGUCUUCAAAUUACAGCAACAUUAGCCUCAAUAGACUUUGUGCCAGUCUCCAGCUAUAACAGACCAGCUUUCUUUGAUGAAGGGUCGCACACCAUUUCCUAUCGUGCGACGGAUGCGGCUGGUUUCACGUCUACGUGUUCAUUUGAGAUAGAUGUCAAAGUAACACGCUGCCCGCCUCUCUACGCGCCUUCAGACGGUGACGUCACACUGAACUUGGGUCAAGGGUCAUGUGAAGGAGGCGCAGUCUACGGGUCUAGCUGUCUGAUCAUGUGUGACAUGGGUUAUAUCAUAGCAGACGGCAAUGUCACAACUGAGCGAUAUUGCAUACGAUCAUCCGAUACCAGUACGGUAGGCUACUGGAACGGGACACGGGCAGAAUGUGAUGCUGUAACCUGUCCCGUGCCUGAUAUACUCAAUGGUCACGUGUCAGGCUGUCCGCCAAUCGUUGCACAGUAUCAAGACCAAUGUGAAUUUACAUGCGACGACGUCAUGAGGUCAUGCCUGGCCAAUACAAGCUGGAGUGACCCGGAACCACUUUGUGAUAUAAUCGUUACUUGCCCAGCAAACCUCAAUCUCAAGUACGGAAGUGUGACCCCUGACAUAUGUACUCUUGCCGAUCCUGUCACCUUUGACACGGAAUGUAACUUUCAGUGUGAUACUGGAUUCCGUAUGUAUGGCCCCUACUCCAAAGUGUGCACGGCAGAUGGAACUUGGAAUGAUCAAAGAAAUGUUGUCUGCGAAGACGUACAGGCUCCGAUGUUUGACAAUACAUGUCCGAUGUACGUUUACGAAAACGCCGAGAAGAAAAUGACCAGUGCAAUAGUGGUCUAUGAUGAAAUUACAGCUACUGACAAUUCAGGAAACGCCACGGUGAUCAAAGUCGUUGAUCAUGUAGGACGGGGAUUUCGUUUUAACGAAGGUUCCACUACAAUUCCAUACAUUGCAACAGACCGGUCUGGUAACUCUGCCAACUGUGAAGUUAUAGUCUCAAUUAAUGUUUUCAGAUGUCCAAGACUUCAAGCACCAUCAAGCGGUUCAAUAGCAAACUGUAGCGACCCAGUGUAUGGCGCGCAGUGUACCUUUAGUUGUAACGAGGGAUAUGAACUGUCUGGGUCAUCAUCAAGAGAGUGUGUUCUACCAAAUGGGCAAGCACCGGCUUCGUGGGACGGUGCUCAACCAACCUGCCAAGUCAAAACCUGCGAGGCUUUGUCCACCUCACCCCUCGCCAUUAAGUCCGGCUGCACCGCAUUGCCGCCCGACACAGAACCCUACGGUACUCUCUGCUCCUUUUAUUGCCCACAUGGAUAUAGCGGUGUCGGAGAGAGCCAGAAGAGAUGUCAGGCAGAUGGAACAUGGAGCAGCAUCAACUUUACAUGUGAAGGUGAGGGAACGAUAUUGCCUACCUGCCAGCUUUCUAACGCCAUACUUUUGCAUCCUCGUAAAAUUAUUUUAGUAACCCAGGUCAAAAAACCAGUUAAGGACCAGUUCAUCCAACUGGUACUGGUACCAGUUGAUUCCAGUUAG